Molecule: messenger RNA, 1322 nt
Organism: Actinia tenebrosa (Australian red waratah sea anemone)
Lineage: Eukaryota; Metazoa; Cnidaria; Anthozoa; Actiniaria; Actiniidae
Molecular function (GO): calcium ion binding
Source: RefSeq, a predicted model, not a curated record
CGAAGCCUCAAUGAGAGAUGAGCUCUAAGGAACUAUUAAAAUGCUAUCUUUAAGAGCUUCCUUGGUUCCUAUUAAAACCAUUUUGAAGUUAUUGAUGCUCCUUCAGUUGGUUCAAUAUGGCGUAUCUCAGAAAGUCGAUUAUGUGGAGUUUUUGCAGGACGCUUAUCAUUCUCUAGAUGUUACAAUCCUAAGCAAAAUCAGAGUCAAGUCUUCCAUGCAGUGUCUAAAAAAUUGCAGAAAAAAUUCAAACUGUCUUUCAUAUAACCUUGGAGCAAAAAAAGACCAGCUAGGAACACUCUGGUGUGAGCUCCUACCCAAUGAUAAGCACAAAAACCUGGAGAAACUUGUGAGAAAUAACAGCUACCAUCACUACAGCAAACCAAGCCUUUGUGUAAAUGCCAUUGAGUAUCCUAACAUCAAAGAAGAUUACAUCUACGUGUGCAACUGUAAACCUGGAUAUACUGGCCUCAAGUGUGAAAUUAACAUCAAUGAGUGUGAGAGCAGCCCUUGUCAAAAUGAUGGCUUUUGCAAAGACGAGAUCAACCGCUAUCGAUGUGAUUGCAAACCUGGAUAUGAUGGAAAAAACUGCGAAACAGAUAUUAACGAGUGUGCUAGUAACCCCUGUCAAAAUGGCUCGUGCAUUAACCUCAUAAACAGGUACGAAUGUGUCUGCACUGAAGGAUUCACUGGAGUAAACUGUGAAACAGACAUCGACGAAUGCCAAAGUUCUCCUUGUCAGUACGGAAGUAGCUGUAUUAACCUCGUCAAUAAUUACACAUGCAUUUGUGUUAAUGGUACCACUGGGCCAAACUGUGAGAUAAAUAUUGAUGAUUGUGGCUCCUCUCCUUGUCUUAACAACGCUACAUGCAUUGACCUUGUCAACAACUAUGCCUGUAGUUGUCAAUCUGGAUUUGAAGGGACUAAUUGUGAAACAGUUUCACCUUGUCCAAGCAAUCUACAGUAUUCGGCAGGUGGCGUGUGCAUGUAUCAAGGUAACGGGCAAUGGCAAGAUGGCUAUGCUGAGUGCAAUAGCAUGUCACUUAACCUACCCUCCAUCCACAGCAAGGAAAUGAACGAUAAGAUAAGAAAUUCAGUUAACAGUUGGUUAUGGAUAGGUUUGAGGUACGUUAAUGACAUAAGUGAAUUUGCAUGGAGCGAUGGUACCGCUUUAGAUUACAGGAAUUGGAAGGACCUCCCGUCCAUUAAAUAUGAAGAUGGUUAUUGUGUGUAUAUGAAGCCUGAAGACAGCGGUUACUGGUUUACCAAUCCUUGUAACUAUGGAAACAAAUACAUUUGCGUAUAGUGCUUAUACUAUAUAAUCA